CAGCGACCGGUUUAACUCCCCGAUGAGGUGCGAUCAGGAGGAGGACGAGCUGCUGGAGGAGGAGGAGGAGCAGGAGGAAGAGGCCAGUGGUCCGCGGCCGGUGCAGAUCGUGUCGGCGGAUGAGGAGGAGCACUCGUUCUCGCUGCAGGAGGAGGCGCUGGAGCGGCUGCUGCUGCAGGACGCCGUGCAGGACCUCCACGUGGUCGUGGUCUCCGUGGCCGGAGCUUUCCGCAAGGGCAAGUCCUUCCUGCUGGACUUCAUGCUGCGCUACAUGCACAGACAGUCGGGUUCGUGGGUCGGCAGCGACGACGAGCCCCUGACUGGCUUCAGCUGGCGAGGAGGCUGCGAGAGGGAGACCACGGGCAUCCUGGCCUGGAGCGAGGUGUUCGUGGUGGAGAAACCAGACGGCUGCAAGGUUGCAGUUCUACUAAUGGACACACAGGGGGCGUUUGACAGCCAGUCGACCAUCAAAGACUGCGCCACGCUGUUCGCCCUGAGCACCAUGACGAGCUCCGUCCAGGUGUACAAUCUCUCCCAAAAUGUCCAGGAAGACGACCUGCAGCAUCUCCAGCUCUUCACAGAGUACGGACGGCUGGCCAUGGAGGAGGUCUACGAGAAACCUUUUCAGUCUCUGAUGUUCCUGAUCAGAGACUGGAGCUACCCCUACGAACAUCCGUACGGUCUGACGGGAGGACAGAGCUUCCUGGAGAAGAGACUGCAGGUGAAGCAGAACCAACACGAGGAGCUGCAGAACGUCAGGAAACACAUCCACUCGUGCUUCUCCAACAUCGGCUGCUUCCUCCUGCCUCACCCGGGCCUCAAGGUGGCCACCAACCCGCACUUCGACGGACGCCUCAGCGAUAUCGACGAGGAGUUCAAGGCGGAGCUGGUGAACCUCGUCCCGACGCUGCUCGCGCCGGAGAACCUGGUGGAGAAAGAGAUCGGAGGAGUGAAGAUCACCUGCAGAGACCUGCUGCACUACUUCAAAGCUUACAUGAAGAUUUACCAGGGAGAGGAGCUUCCUCACCCCAAGUCCAUGCUGCAGGCAACAGCUGAAGCUAAUAACCUGGCCGCUGUAGCGGGAGCCAAAGACUUGUACAACAAGAGCAUGGAACAGGUCUGCGGCGGAGACCAGCCCUACGUUUCCCCGGCGGAGCUGGAGCGGCGCCACGCGGAGCAGCGCCAGGCCUCGGUGAGGCACUUCCGCUCGGUGAAGAAGAUGGGCGGCGAGGACUUCUGCCGGCGCUACCAGGACCAGCUGGAGGCGGAGCUCGACGAGGCCUACGCCAACUUCAGCAAGCACAACGACGGCAAGAACAUCUUCUUCGCCGCGCGCACGCCCGCCACGCUGUUCGCCGUCAUGUUCGCCAUGUACGUGGUCUCGCUGGUCACGGGCUUCGUGGGCAUCGGCUCCGUGGCCGCGCUGUGUAACCUGGUGAUGGGCGCCGCGCUGACCGCGCUCUGCGUCUGGGCGUACGCCAAGUACUCGGGCGAGUACCGCGAGGUGGGAGCAGUCAUCGACCAGGUGGCCGAAACCCUCUGGGAGCAGAGGACUCCACGAAAGGUUUUCUCCAAGCUCUUCGAAGUGGCUCGGAGUCGAGUCCCGUUGGGGAGCCUGAUCCCGGCGCCGCGGCCCCGGCUCGCCUCAAACAACAACGUCAAGAAGAAAAACUAGCCGCACGCCAUCUCGUUUUCCCGAGGCGUUUCAUCUGUCCUCUCCUUUCACUCUCUGCUCAGUUUUGAAAAAGAUUUUUUUUUUUUUUUAAGACUGUUUGUUUGAGACGUGUAAAUUGAGUUUUUGUUCUCCGACUGUAGACGAAGGUUCCUCGCCGUGCCGGCUGUAGACCCGGACGAAGCAGUGUGACGUAUUUUAGUAUUUGUCAGUGGGCGGGGUCUAGGUAUUUAUUGGUGGGAGGGGCCAUUAUUCUAUCACCGAGCGUCGUCCCGGGUGAGCGUUUGCCCGUCGGACGACUCAGCAUUAAUUUAUGUGAACGUAUGAAUGAAGAGCAUGACCACGCGCCCUCCUCACGAUCCCCCUUCCUGUCCCAACGUCUCCGUCAGGUCUGUUUCUGUCGCUGGGUGGAGUCACUACCAAAGUUUUCAGGUUUACUCUUAGAGGCUCUCAGACUGGCGGGCUGACACAACGCAUUCAGGACUUCAUCAACAAGUCGGUUUCUGGGACAUUUUUUACAGUUUUUCUUACUUACUCUGAAUCACAAACUCAUGGAUGUUUCUAUGUAUCUGUGCGUUUUGAACCACGAUUCCUGCGGUUUAGCUUAAAGGUUCAGUUUGGGUUUUUACUUCUCGGUGGUCUGUGUGUUACCGGUCUCAUGUUGCCACAGCGCUAGCGUUGGGAAUUGUUUGGAUUUUAACGAUUAUCUUUUCCAAAGAACAUUCAUAGUUUCUGGGAGAAAACCUACCGCUGGGUUGAGAAUGAUGUGUGACUGUGUGUAGAGAGAGUGGACAGCGUUCGGACACAGACUCGUGUUCUCGCAACUCUUCAUCUUCCUUCUGACUAGGGAUGCACCAAAUCCAGAUUUUUGGUGUUCGGCCGAAUACCGAAUCCUCCUCCCAUCCUCAGUCCAUGA
Perca flavescens (yellow perch) is the source of this 2588-nucleotide messenger RNA. RefSeq names its product atlastin-2. The coding region runs from base 23 to 1675 and encodes 550 amino acids. Lineage: Eukaryota; Metazoa; Chordata; Actinopteri; Perciformes; Percidae. The transcript has 13 exons. Gene Ontology annotation, molecular function: GTPase activity; GTP binding. The record is from RefSeq and is a predicted model, not a curated record.